Molecule: messenger RNA, 948 nt
Organism: Didymodactylos carnosus
Lineage: Eukaryota; Metazoa; Rotifera; Eurotatoria; Philodinida; Philodinidae
Source: the annotation of a GenBank genome assembly
AUGUCAAGAAAAGCUUGGAGUUUUGUUAAUAAUCUUUUAGAAAAAGAUAAUUUGGACAUUUAUUUAAAUCAUAAUCAAGUAUCAAAAUUACGAAUAAUAGCAAGUAACUCUGGAACAGAUGAUUUACAAUAUUCUACUGAAUAUUCUGACGAUAAUACCGACUUAGAACAAACGACGGAAGAUGAUAACCAAAAUAAAAGUGGUUGUGAAUCUAGUGAAGAAAUAAUGAAUUCAUCAUCCACAGAUUUUAGUUCGGAAUCCGAUCAUAAUGAAGAUAACAACAAUGAUCGCAGUAGUGAAGAAAUAGAACUAACACUAGAUGAUGCCAGAGAAGUUAUCACAUCUAUUACUAAUGUUUUACUUAAAUGUCGCAAACUUGUGAAUCAUUUUCGAAGAUCCACUAAACAAACCGGAUAUUUGAAAAAAAGAAUUGGUAAAACAUUAAGAUGUCAUUCAUUAAUUAUUGAUUGUCCGAUACGAUGGAACAGUUCGUUUUCGAUGAUCGAUCGUCUAAUUACAUUAAAAAAUCAUAUUAAUGCCAUAUUAAAUGAUACAAAUAAACAAAAUACGAAAAAAGUCGCCAAAAUUUAUUUAACAACAUUCGAAUGGUCUAUGAUUGGUGAUUUACAUAAAUUAUUAAAACCAUUCAAAAUUGUAGUUAAAGAACUUAGUGGAUCUUAUUAUCCAACGUUGUCGAAAGCAUAUAAUGCUCUACGAGCACUUCGGGUUUUAUUAAAUACAAGUGAAUCAAAUGAUUCAGCUGAUAUGAAAGUAACGAAAAAGUUAUUGUUAGCGUAUUUGAACCGUUACUUUCCUCCGAACGAAACAAAUGAGCAGUAUUGUUUAAUGAGAGCUUGUGCAUAUCUUGAACCAAAGCAACAUUUAGCACUUACAAACGCAGACAUCUUGAAAGCUGAACAAUUUCUAACCGAACUAUUUAUUGAAUAA